AUGGGGUCCCUGCUAUCCCACCAGCCAUUCAAGGCUCUGGGAUAUCUCGGGUUUGCCCUUUUUGUCACACCUUGCUUUCUGCUGGCAAAUUCGUCCCGUUUUCUUUCCAGCUCCCUCCGCCAAGAUCCAGCAUGGAGCAUGAAAACUGCCUUGAUAUGCGCCUACGUGCGCCUCAUUACCAGAUUCGUGUCGCUGGUAAGGGAUCAGCCGUAUGAACAAGCAAAGGCUGCAACAUUCAAGGAGCGUUGUGUGAAAAUCGAACCUUCCAACUCGAAGCACUUCAUCGGACCCAUCGCCGAGGGCAGUGUGAAGCCCAAAACGACUACCGGUGUUUGGUUUCCCAGCCUACCAGAGGCCACCAAGCCCGACGAGAAGGUCGCCAUUCAUUAUCCAGGAGGAGCAUUCGUCCUUGCAUUUGGGGUUGAAAUGAUUGGUGCGAUGGUAGCUGAUAAUUUGGUGGGAAAGCUGGGCACUGACAAGAUGCUCUACGCCCAGUACCGCCUCUCCCGUGACGAAGAGUCUCGCUUCCCUGCUGCUGUUCAGGAUGCUGUUACAUUCUACAGCUACGUUUUAUCCCUAGGUUUCAAGCCGGAGAAUAUUAUUAUUUCCGGUGAUUCUGCAGGGGGGAACGUCGCACUGGCUUUGCUUCGAUAUCUUGAGACGAACACGACCGAUCUUCCACUGCCCAGUGCCGUCCUCACCUGGUCACCAUGGGUCGAGGUGCCCUCGGAUUCCGGGCCCAUAUUUGACUCGCAACCUAACUCUCACAAAGAUAUGCUAUCUGGAACGAUUCUACAGUGGGGUGCCGACUCAUACAGACCAGCCUCGAUGUUGGACGAAGAAGUUGAGGCAAUGGUAAACCCAUUGCAUCACCCCUUCAAGACCCGAGUGCCAAUAUUCUUGCAUGCGGGUGGUAAUGAAGGAUUUUGCGCAACAAUCAAGGAGUUCUCGCAAGAGAUGGCUGCGCUCAACGGACAGGAAAGGGUCAAAUAUCAUGAAACGCCAUUAGCACCGCAUGACAUCUUUCUCACGCAUUCCGUUGUUGGAAUGGGCGAGCAGAAUAUAGCCGCGAUUGAAAUGGCUGGUUCCUUUUUGGAGGAAUGGAGCAGAAGUGCUGAACACCCCACAGUUGUUUCGUCAAUCUAUCUACCCGGACAACCGCGGUCUAGCCAUGGGCGUGUUCAGUUUUGGGCCGUACAUGGGCCCAUUGUGGGAGGGUUCAUGGGCGAGGCCGCAGGUUGGCGUUGGCCCUUGUGGUUCUACACUAUCCUAUGCGGCAUCGUACGGAUCUUGUGUGUUUCGUUGACACCUGAGACUUAUGCUCCGGUUCUGCUAGAGCGACGAGCGGCCGCAUUAACAGCAGGCAUUGGCCGGUUGUAUAUCAGUGGCCUGCAGCACGGCACCAACACCAGGAAGUUGUCAACUCUGCUGAAGCAGGGGCCGUCUCGUCCUGAGGUUCUUCUCUUCUCCGAGCCCAUCGUACUUCUGCUCAGUUUAUUCAUGGCAGUGGUGUAUGCUACACUGUACAUGCUCUUUGCCGCUUUCCCAAUUGUGUUCAGAGAACAACACGAAUGGUCAAUCGGUGAAUCUAGUGUUGUUUUCACAACCAUGGCUGUUGGAAUGUGCGCUGCGCUCGGUUUCAUGGCCAUAGAAAAGCAAAGCGAGUUCAAAGAUCCCCUUCAGGGGGCACCCCAGAAAUGCGACUUCCUGUCUGUAUCGUUGGGGGCAUUUUCGUCCCGGCAGGACUGUUCAUUUUGCCUGGACCAACAAUCCGAACAUUCAUCGGAGCGUUUGCCUGUUGGGACUGCCCUCUUUGGCUUCGGUAACGUUCUGAUCACCCUUGGCUACUUCAACUAUCUCAUCUUCCUUACUAAGAUCCGUGCUUGGCGCAGCGUUUCCGUUGUCACAUCUAAUAUGUAUUAUCGUCUUGGAUCUAAUUGGGCUUCAUCUAUUCCGGGUUUCCUCGCCCUAGCCUGUGCGCCUCUACCAUUUAUCUUUAUGAAGUACGGUUUCUCCAUUAGAAAACGUUGCAAAUACUCUGCAAAGGCCCAAAAGCUACAGGAGAAGAUGAAGGAAUCGAGCGGGACUGAGAACAGCGAAGGGAACUCAUGGCACGCAAAAUUCUUGUAG
Messenger RNA from Clonostachys solani, 2130 nucleotides. The record is from the annotation of a GenBank genome assembly. NCBI's taxonomy places the organism in Eukaryota, Fungi, Ascomycota, Sordariomycetes, Hypocreales, Bionectriaceae.